CUCUAAACUAAACUAAACUAAAGGGCCUCGUCCCGAAACAUCACCCAUUUCUUCUAUGCAGAGAUGCUGCCUGUCCCACUGAGUAAUUCCCACAUUUUUUGUCUAUGUUCGGUAUUAACCAGCAUCUGCAGUUCCUGCCUGCAUAAUUAAACUGCCAACACGUAGAUUCCAGGAAACUGGUUAGACGUUUGUCUGUUGAUGUUUUUGGGCUGGCUGAGAGCUGGAGUAGUUGCUAAAUGGACUAGUCCUGCUCCUGUGAGUUGUUGUUUAUCAAUUACAGAGACCUAUUGGUUUGAUUAAAUAUUAGUCAAAGGACGAGUUGUAGUUAUAUUCGGUUAGAACAUUAUGAUUUUGAGGCGUUGGAGAAUUUUCAAAAGUCAUUAGAAAAUGAAAGAGUAGUUUAAUGCAGAACUGUGAUGAAUCACUCUGAGUGAGCAAAGCUAUAAACCUGAGAGAGGAGAGGUGACUAUUGUAGUCCAGGUCAACCAAGUAGCAGGGUAUUUAAAACAGUUAAAAUGAGUCAUCUGGUGCCCAUUCUGGUCGUUGGGCUGGCUUUUGUAAACUCUGUAGAAUCGUUCAUAAACAGGAAAUAUACACAUCUAUGUGGCAAUCAUUAUUACAUGGAAACAUUUCGUGUUUGUGAGGGACACAAGCGAAAGAUUAUCCUUCCUAACUCUAUUGCUCUAGAUCCCAAUCGGAACAGAUAUCCAAUCAACCACUUCAGGAAAUUGGAAAGUAAGAAGGUUGAGGAUAUGACCGAGGAAGAAGUGAUUCACGAGCUUGAGUCGUAUUAUGGACGGAAACCGUAUUACUCCAGGCGAAGAGAGGGCUUUAUUUCACCUCGACACCACCAUCGGGGAAGAGAUCGGGGAAGAGAGAAAAUGGACCAUGUCCAGAAAUUGGAAAGUAAGAAGGUCGAGGAUAUGACCGAGGAAGAAGUGAUGAAAGUGCUUGAGUCAUAUUAUGGACGGAAACCGUAUUACGACAGGCGGAGAGAGGGCUUUAUUUCACCUCGACAUCACCAUCGGGGAAGAGAUCGGGGAAGAGAGAAAAUGGACCAUGUCCAGAAAUUGGAAAGUAAGAAGGUCGAGGAUAUGACCGAGGAAGAAGUGAUGAAAGUGCUUGAGUCGUAUUAUGGGCGGAAACCGUAUUACGACAGGCGGAGAGAGGGCUUUAUUUCACCUCGACAUCACCAUCGGGGAAGAGAUCGGGGAAGAGAGAAAAUGGACCAUGUCCAGAAAUUGGAAAGUAAGAAGGUCGAGGAUAUGACGGAUGACGAAGUGAUGAAAGUGCUUGAGUCGUAUUAUGGGCGGAAACCGUAUUACGACAGGCGGAGACUGCAUGAUGUCCAUCAGGCUGAGGGAGAGAACAAGAAGCGGCCUGCUUUUCCAAAUAGUUUCCGCAAAAUAAUGUUGACAGGAAGAAGAGUUGUACUCAGAGAUAAAUGUUGCAAAAUAAGCUGUACAGCGAAAGAAAUCUAUACAAUAUGCUCAUACAUCUAGUGAUGUCAACUGUAAUCUAGUCUGUAGAAUGUCGUAGUCUUCUAGCAAUGAAACUGGCCUUUUGACUCGUCAUAUCCAUGCUGGCUGUUGUAAUUAUCUGUGCUAAUUCUAUUUGGCAACAUUUGAUCCGAGACCUUCUGUACUUUGACAUAUGUUUGUAACACAUGAAUGCAGAAUCAGUGGUUUUAAAGAAAGAAGGGUCCGUUUUGUAAAUUCAAGCUCCCGACCAGGACACUUUGCCGAUAACCUAUUUUAGACGUCAGAAUUGCAUGGCUUUGAAAGAUAGUUUGAAAAUAUUCAACAGUCUAAUAACACCUGACCCUGUAUUUCCAACAAGGGCUGGGAAAAUUUGAACAGAGUAGUGCAAUUUCAUCAAAUUUAUCUGCAUACCUGCAGUAAAAUAAUUAUGUCAGGAUCUGUAUUUGGUAUGUGUGGUCUUGUCCUAACACUUAAUUUCUAAAUGUAGUAAAAAUCAUUCCCACUCUUCAUUUAUUUCAGUUGCCUUUCAUUCUCUGACUGAUGACAUUUGUGCAACCAAUGGAGUGGGAUCAGUUUCCUAGGAUUCUGGAUACUUUUCAUGACAGAAACAAAAGCAGAAAUUGCUGCAACCAUUUAGCAGGUCAGCAAUAUAAAUUGGGAGAGAAACAGAAUUUGAACGGUUGGGUCAAGAAUCCUUUGUCUGAUCAGGGAAAGUGAGAUGUAGUAUAAGUUGCAGAGUUGUGGAGAGAACAAAAGUAAUGCAACUGACUGCUAUUUAAAACAUAUAGAAACAUAGAAACAUAGAAAUUAGGUGCAGGAGUAGGCCAUUCGGCCCUUCGAGCCUGCACCGCCAUUCAAUAUGAUCAUGGCUGAUCAUCCAACUCAGUAUCCCGUACCUGCCUUCUCUCCAUAUUCGUCUUCUCAACCUGGAGUUUGUCCAUUCUCCUUGUGUCCGCGUGAGUUUUCUCCAGUUGCUCCGGUUUAAUGUCCAUAAAUUCAUAGGAGCAGAAGUAGGCCAUUUGGCCCAUCGCGUUCACUCUCCCAUUCAUUCAUGGCGGAUCUAUCUUUCCCGCUCAACCUUAAUCUCCUGCCUUCUCCCCAUAACCCUUGACACUCUGACCAGUCAAGUGUCUGUUAAUCUCUGCCUUACAAAAACCCAAUAACUUGGCCUCCACAGCCAUCUGUGGCAAUGAAUUCCACAGAUUCACCACUUUUUCUAAAGGUAGAUCCUUUUAUUCUGAAGCUUAACCCUCUAGUUCUAGGCUCUCGCACUAGAAGAAAAAUCCUCUCCUUAUCCACUCUAUCCAGGCCUUUCACUAUUCGGUAAGUGUCAAUGAGAUUCCCCCUCAUUCUUCUAAACUCCACAAGUACAGGCCCAGUGCCAUCAAACAAUCAUCAUAUGUUAACCCAGUCAUCCCUGGGAUCAUUCUCGUAAACCUCCUGUGGACCCUCUCCAACGUCAACACAUCCUUCCUCAGAUAUGGGGUCCAAAGGUGUUCAAAAUAUUCCAAAUGCGGUCUGACCAACGCCUUAUAAAACCUCAACAGUACAUCCCUGUAUUUAUAUUCUCGUCCUUUCAAAAUAAAUGCUAAAAUUGCAUGUACCUUCCUUACUAUGGAUUCAACUUGCAAAUUAACCUUUUGGAAUCCUGCACCAAGAUCCUCUGCAUCUCCAAUUUCAGAAUUCUCCCCCCCAUUGAGAAAAUAGUGCACUCCUUUAUUCCUGUUACCAAAAUGCUUGACUCCACACUUCGCUACAGUGUAUUCCAUCUGCCACUUCUUUGCCCACUCUCCCAACCUGUCCAAGUCCUUCUGCAGAGUCCCUGCUUUCUCCACACUAUUUGACCCUCCACCUAUCUUCGUAUCAUCCACACAAUUGGCCACAAAGCUUUCAAUCCCCUCAUCUAAAGCAUUAAUAUACAAUGUGAAGAGUAGUGGCCCCAGCACCAACUCUUGAGGAACUCCAUUAGUCACUGGCAGCCAACUAGAAAAAGCCCCCUUUAUUCCCACUCUUUGCCUUCUUCUAUUUGGCUAGCCUUCUACCCAAUCUAGUAUUCUCCCUCAAAUACUCAACUUUAGACUUUUAGACUCGAAACAUGUCCUUCGGCCCACCAGGUCCAAUAGUCAAUAGUCAAUAGUUAAAUGUAUUCAUCACAUACACAAUGAAGUGCAGUGAAAUGAAUUUGCCAGCAGCGGUACAAUAAAAAAAGAACACACAAUACACAAUAAAAAUUUAACAUAAAACAUUAACCACAGCAUUCAUCACUAUGGUGGAAGGCACAAAGUUCAGUCAUUCCUCCUCCAUUUUUCCCCGUGGUCGGGACCAUAAACCUCCGCAGUCGUAGCUGCGGGCGGCCAGAUGUACAGGCAAGGUAAGUCCCGAAUCGGUGCUUCCCUACCGGAGAUUGCAGUUUGAAGAUGACAUAGGCCGGCGGUCGGAGCUCUUCUACAGGGAUUCUCGGUGAGGGCUCCAGCUCCGGAUGGAAAGUAAGUAAGUCCCCGCCGCGCCCACGGAAAGAAGCACCACAGACCGCGGCUUCAAGCUGUUGUAGGCCGUGGGUCAGCUGUCGGAGCUCUUCUCCUCCGGGAUCCCCAAUGAGGGUUCCCAGGCUCCAGACGCCGCGCCAGCUGGAAGCUCCGCAAUCCACGCCCGCGGCAAGAAGCACCGCAGUCCGCGACUUCAGGCUGCCGUGGGAUAGCGAUCGGAGCACCCCCUUCUGGCGACCCCCGGCAAGGGCUCGCCCGCUACGCGAUGAAAAUGUCCACGCUGCUAAAGCUC
Messenger RNA from Leucoraja erinaceus (little skate), 4259 nucleotides. RefSeq lists its product as uncharacterized. NCBI's taxonomy places the organism in Eukaryota, Metazoa, Chordata, Chondrichthyes, Rajiformes, Rajidae. The transcript is spliced from 2 exons. The coding region runs from base 516 to 1502 and encodes 328 amino acids. The record is from RefSeq and is a predicted model, not a curated record.